AAUGAAUUCAACUACAGCUCUCCUUACUGGACAAACAAGGAAACCUACGCAGUUGAAGAUGGACUUGAAGGUUUGAAUGAAAAGCAAACAAAACUUGCUUCUUAUUGGAACACACCGUUUAACAAAUUAUGCCUCGGAAUGAAAGUCGAUGGUGCUACAAAAUGGAUUUUAAUCGGUCACCAAGCAAGUUCGCUGUUCAAUGUAAUCGCAGGCGGAAAUUUCAUAGCAAUUACAACCGUUGAAAAGAACGCAUGGAAGUCUUUGGUCAAGGAUUCUUAUUUGCAAAACAACUGUAAUCAACAAGGGUUCAAUCUAUUCAACGGAAACACAGGCUAUGCAUUUGCUUACAACAAUGUACGGAUUGGAUUAGUGGCAAAUAAUCAAAACGACUGCAAGAGUUGUGACUCGUGUAUUGGCUUCGGUACUUCGGUACGUGGAUGUGAUGGCGAUGUGAGAAAUACCGCGUGCGGUAAUAUAAUGGCUUUUUGUACUAAUCCAAAAAAUGAUAAGGACACUGCAGCGUUUGGAUACAUACUUGUACAGUAG
Molecule: messenger RNA, 546 nt
Organism: Paramuricea clavata
Lineage: Eukaryota; Metazoa; Cnidaria; Anthozoa; Malacalcyonacea; Plexauridae
Source: the annotation of a GenBank genome assembly